This is a messenger RNA of Durusdinium trenchii, 2178 nucleotides long. The record is from the annotation of a GenBank genome assembly. NCBI's taxonomy places the organism in Eukaryota, Dinophyceae, Suessiales, Symbiodiniaceae.
AUGAGCAGUUUGCUGGCAAAAAUUGCAACGCCUGUGCUACAACUGGGCUCUGCUUUGGGUGUUGGUUUUGUGGCAUUUCGAUGUGAGUGGGUGACAGAAAAGCAGGGCCUAGCCUUCCUUACUGGACGAAUUGGUCUUCCGUUACUCGCUUUCAAGGCUGUUGCCACUGCUGACCUGGACGAUGUGGAGUUCCUUGCAGUUCUCAGCUGCUUUAUUGGAAAGGCAUUUGUUUAUUUGCUCGCUUGUGCUGUGACCUGGGUCGCCUGUCACAAGAAGCCACGCAGCGAUGCUUUGGUGUCCAUGGCGAUCUUCAGUUUUCAUGUGACAGCUGCAAAUGACUUCGUCUUUGGCAUUCCGAUCAUGCAAGCAUUCUAUCCCAAAGAUGGGAUGACCAACCUAGUGGCCAAUGUGGUUGUUCAAAAUGUUAUUUUCCAGGUCUGCAGCCUAUCUAUGCUGGGUGUUGGCACAGCUCAAGCUGCAGCGCAGCUUGCGGAUGGUUCAGCAGCUACCUUGCAGGGCACAUCGGCUACGGGUAGUGGACAAGCCUCGCGAAUCGUGAAGCAACUCGCACAAGAUCCCCUACUAUGCGCCAUUGUUUUGGCGGUUCUGUACAGCUUUCUGGCCACAGUUUGUGCUCCACACCUGGAUGGCGCUGAACGGUUGCCAUGGAUUGUAGGAGAGAUGAUUGACUUCUUUACCAGGCCCUUUAGCGUCACGGCUUUGCUGCUGACGGGCGCCAACUUAGCAACAGCCCUUGGUCAAAAGAGCCAACAAUCAGAUUUGGGCAGCAUGUACUUUGUUUCGAUUCCAAUCUGUUUGGUGGUGGCCAAGAACUUCUUGUGCCCUUAUGUAAGCCUGGCUGCUUCAGAGCUUUUGCUCCCUGGCAGCUCCAACAAUCGCUGGCACAGCUUUGCCUUUCUCUAUGGGCUGAUUCCCACCUCAUCCGCCCCGAUGCUGGUGGCCAUGCGUGUGGGGAAGCACAUCGAAGUGGUGGCAGCAGCUGUGUCCGUUGGGAUCUUGGUGGCUUUUCCAAUGCUCAUUGCAGCGGCGGUGUUGCUCGGAACUGACACUGUGGACGAGGGUUUGGUGGAUAAACAGCUACGUAUCAGUGACUUGGUGGCGCUGUGUCUCUCCUUGGGCUGUUUACUCGUGUGCAUUCCAUGCUUCCGACUACAAGAGCGAGACUCGGAGUGGCGGAAAUUCCCCAACCGGAUGCUCGUGUGGUAUGUGGGUGCAUGCAUUUUCCAUUCGAUAUGUGGCUUACUGCUGGACAGCUGGUUUCCCACAUGCAGCGCUAUCGGAGAGUUCGUGUCCAAUUAUUGCGAAGUUCAACGCUAUGUCUUGGUGUGUUUGAUGCUACAUUGGUUGCGGCGAUUUGAAAGUGGGCUCCGAGCGGAUAAGACCCUUUGGAUCGCCUUGAUCGCGCCUUUGCCCAUUUGCAUUUGGGCGCCACAGCCUUUGACGAAAAAGAAUUGCAUUCUGGAUGGAGGAGAGGCCAACAAGUUUGACGUCAUUGUCGGUUUGGUCUUCCUGGUUCUCCUUGCAAGCCUUACGCUGGCCGGGCUUUGUCGGAAGGGUGAAGCCGAGACCUUGACGGCAUCACGUAGCACAGAGACCCCAGAACAGCCUUCCUUCGUUUCGUUCCACCUUGGUUCUGCCAAUAACUUGGUCGAGUUUGAGCCGGACUCACCGACAUGUUAUCAGCAUCUAGGCACCAGCAGGAUUGAACAGAGCCCAGCAAGGCAAUCCAGGCAAUCCAGAUUGAGCAGUGAGCCACGGUCACCUUUGUCACUGCCCCUUGAGAGUCGGAACCUGGAAAUGCGCGAGCUGCCAACGGCAGCCUUGCAAGACCAGUUUCUGCAGAGGGGUGACUCACAACGACGGGGCUUGGCCAACCUCAAGUUUGCGAUUUUGGUCAUUGCUGCCAAAUGUACUAUUGUCUUGGCCAUCUCCACCAUCAUCCGCAGCAUUUUGUCCCUCCAAUCCUUCCACACGGAGACCGAGUCUGCCUUGGUCUUUGGCUUGAUGGUGCAGCUACUGCUGGAAAACACCGAAGGCUGUUUCAUUCUACUGCUCGUACUGAGCUUCUUUGACACUUACUGGUCAAGACUUGCUCGUGAGCUGCGCCACCGCCAUCGUCGCGCUCGUUCCCGGGCACCAUCGUUGGAACCCACCUGA